Hyposmocoma kahamanoa is the source of this 1036-nucleotide messenger RNA. It is a transcript of the gene Syx6, whose product is annotated as syntaxin-6. NCBI's taxonomy places the organism in Eukaryota, Metazoa, Arthropoda, Insecta, Lepidoptera, Cosmopterigidae. Gene Ontology annotation, molecular function: SNAP receptor activity; SNARE binding. The record is from RefSeq and is a predicted model, not a curated record. The transcript has 6 exons. Bases 111 to 899 code for a protein of 262 amino acids. Gene Ontology annotation, cellular component: synaptic vesicle membrane; endomembrane system; SNARE complex. Gene Ontology annotation, biological process: intracellular protein transport; vesicle fusion; Golgi vesicle transport.
AUACCCGAGUAUUCGUCCGUUCCCGCCGUACUAGUUAAUUUGCCAGUGUAAUUAUCUGCACUUCGUCACAUGAGUGAGCUUGCGCCAAAACGCUGUUUUUACUGUCUGACAUGACUCUAGAAGAUCCAUUUUAUGUCGUCAAAGAUGAGGUGUUCAAGGCAUUAAACAAGACGCGGGGCUUGUAUCUACGUUGGCAAGAGAUUUCUAAAACACCUAGCAUACCCAAUAGUCCUGAAGCAGAAUGGACUUCAACAGAGCUGAGGAAUGCUCUCCGUAGUAUUGAGUGGGACUUAGAGGACUUGGAGGAUACUAUAAGCAUUGUUGAGAAGAAUUCUUCCAAAUUUAAAAUAGACAAUAAAGAAAUUUGUGACAGAAAAACAUUCAUUCAGGCUACUAAGCAAGAAGUAAAGGUAAUGAAGAGCAAAAUGAGCCUAAACAGAAACCGAGAUAAUGAUGGCACCGCGAGGGAGCCCCUCCUGGGCGAGGAAAGCCCUAUGCACUUUGGCAAUUUAUGGACAUCCACUCCAAAGUACUCAAAGUACUCUAAACUAGCUAACCAGACUGACAGUCCCAACAGACUUUUUGAUACAUAUGACAAUGACAUAAUGUCGAUGCAAGACAAAAUGAUUAGCAGCCAGAAUGACCAACUGCAAGUGAUCAGCAACUCUGUUGGCUCAUUAAAGACUGUCUCCAAACAGAUAGGCAUUGAACUUGACGAACAAGCUAUGAUGCUGGAUGACCUGAACACUGAACUUGAAAAUGCAGACUCAAAGCUGGAUUCAACUAUAAAAAAAGUUGCUAAAGUCUUGCACAUGAACAAUGAUCAACGUCAAUGCCUGGCAAUUUUAAUACUUGUAGGUCUUCUAAUGAUUAUCCUAAUAUUAUUCAUCAUACUCUGAGCAUAUUGUACUGCAAUUAUACUGACAAAGUGGAUUGCAACCUGAAGCAAAACGGCGCGUCGAUUAGAUACCAUGUCACAUGUUCUUUUAACUUAUUAAAAUACUGCUGCCCCUUUUAGAUCAAAUAAGAGAAUGAA